AUGGCGGUGUCUAAGGUCUUGAAGCUUCUUAUGCUUGCCAAUACCCUUGAAUUUGUGUUUUCCUGUGGCGGCGGCGGAGGGCCAUCUCCAUGCUCAUGGACCACUUGUGCACACCAAUGGAGAAACGAUUGGGGUCCUUCGCUUCCCCAAGGACAAUGCCGGAGGCAACAUCGUAAUGCUCACCAUAUUACUACCACUCAUAAUGGCAAGACUCCUUGUCCGUCUCCAUCGCAUUGUAGUCCGAGUACUCAAUACAGAACACUAUGUAAGUGUAAUUCGUAAAGUGUUAACUUUUCGGUUGCCUAACGGUUACAUUUUUUGGCUGUUUUACGACCAUUAGUUAACCCUAUCGAGACCCUCUCUCUAAGAGAUCAAUAUAACCAUGUUUAAGAAUUAGGAACAUAAGGCUUUGAAAAAUUCCUAAAUAUCUCGUAUUUUUUGCUGUGUUCUGUUGGUUCUUACAUUGAUCUCAUGGCCAUAAAUUCUAAACUCAUAUUGUUUCUUAACCUUUUAGUCUAAUUAGUAAAAUAGAAUUGGGUUUAAAUUCUUGAUAUCUAUACUUUGAAGUGCUACUUGUAGUUUUUAUUUCCAAGCGAUCACUCGCAUUCCGUUGACUUAAUUAGUUUUUAGGCCACAUAGAUAUACUGAUAGUAUCUGUUUAAAGAACCAAAAGGCGACAAUUUAUCUUUUUAAAACCUGAGGCCUUUAACAUUUUGCUGUGGUUUUCUAUAUUGAAUGAGUACAUGAAGUCCUUUUUUCUCCGAAGACAACUCUUUUUACCAACAGAUCACUCUAUUAGAAUUGUAUAGGGAAAGAAAGGUUUUAAAUUCAAAGCUAAUUCCUCGUUUAUAAAUCGCUAUUCAAUAGAUUAUUUUACGGCAAAGAACAGUAAGCCAAGCAACAGAUAAAAUUAAUAUCAAUAUCAUAUCGUGGCUUUAUUUUAGGAAAUCCAUUGCAAAGAUUUCAUUGUAAUAUUCUGCUUGAGUAAAAUCAACCAUUUACUGUUUCUUCAAAUAGGGCAUAGUUUCGAUGCAUUUUUUAUUUUGCACCUGUGAAGCAAAAGUAAAUAUAACCGUGAUAUGGCGUGUCACUCAGCAAGGCUGUAAGAAAGAAACUAAUUUUUUUUUCCGAUGAAAUUUGAUUGACUAGAGCCACGUAAAUCUGCAUUAAGUCAAAACACGAAUUUCCCUUAGGCUGAAAAAAAAUAAUAGUUUUGUUUAAGAUCUUUAGAAUUUUGUAAUUAGAUGAUAUGUUGACCCAAGUGAGAUUAAUGAAUGACACCAGAAGCAAAACGCAAAGAUUCAUAAACGGCUGUGUUUGGAAUAACGUAAAACCUGAGGUAAAUUGCGUCAAUAAUAAUUUUCCUUCGUCUGUUUACAGUAAAAAAUUAAGUAAAAUCGUAAUCGGAAUUAUCUUUUCUUAAAAAGUUGUAUUUUUUCUUAUCAUGGCAGUAAAGUAAAGAUAAAAAUUUUACUCACCUCCAUUAAGAGAAAUAUAAAAGUUGCAGUCUGAUUAAAUCUGAUCACUAUUAUUGUAUCAUUUUAGUUAUAAUUAUUAUUUAAUUAUUAUUUUUUUAUAUUAGUAAUAAUAAUAACAUCAUUAUUAUCACUACUGUUAUUACUAUUAUCAUUAACAUCAUUCUUUUUCUUUUUUUUUGUUUGAUAAUUGAUCUUAACACUCUCAUUUCGUCCGAAUUAGUCCAUGCCGGAAACUUCAUUCAUGCCACCGUAUAUGCGUUGAAUUAAGCUAGUUAAAGGAAUACUUUAAGAGAUGACUCCUAUUUUCUAAAGAAUCAUGUUGGUUAAGUACAAUCUCGUUGGAUAUUUUAUGGCCGCUCGUGCUGCGUUAACUUACUACAAAAUUAAUCUCGUGGACUAGAAAGGACCAUUAUUAGCCGGAUAAAUAAGCUAACCUGGGACAAAGUGAAUAGGCAACGGUAAAUACUAAGGGCGACUUAGUUUCCUAACUGGGUGAAGAAGCAAGAGAGAAAAACGCACAAACGAUAGACGGUAUCUCCAUGCAAAGUGCUAUCUUAAGUAAUCUUGAAAACUCGGCUCAACUUGAAUUAUCCAUCGAAGUUUAUGUAUAACUUUUGCCAUUCUCUUUAUUUUACUCCGCAGGUUCGUGUAAAAAUGCUUAUUACUGUCCGUUCCACGCAUGGUCCGGCUGGUCUGGAUCGGUUCCCCAAGGGACAUGCAAACGUCAGAGUCGUUAUCGCGACUACAAUCAACACACCAGAUACGACAUUAGGGACAACAACUGCCAUGGUAUCUCAAGCAUUUGUGGAAACCGAGAGUACAACUACAGAAACUGGUGUAAGUCAAAUAUACGGCGUUCGUAGGUUAAUAUAGCAGUAUCUUGGUUUUUCAAGUAAUUUCUAGGAAAGCACCCUAACACAUCGGAGCCAGCCACUGGGUUAAUAUGGAUACCUCGAUUGAUGACAUUUAAUUGUGAUGAAUUAAGCUGCCGGAGCAAGGAAAGGAGCCUGAGAUUUUGCACUUCAGUCUUUACUGCCCAGCAGAUUCCAUUGUUACAAUGGAACAAUCUUCUGCCCUUGCUAAGAUUUAAAGCUGCAUAAUGGAUUUUAGGAAAUGGCCACGCAUGUUUGUGCGUUGCCUGGUCUCAGCAGGAUUGAAUACAUGUCGAAAAAGGUUAACUGAAUAUAGGCAAGAUCCUGGGACGGGAUUCUAUGUGAAAAAAUCUUAAAAAAUAAGAAUCAUUAAACAAAUAAUAAACAAAAUAGAAAAAAUACCUGAAAAGAGCUGAAAAAUAAUUAUCAUUAUCAUUUGCUGUCCUCUCAUCCAGGCUCAUGCAAGUAUGCGACUUGUUCCCUUGGUGGAUGGACCAAUUGGGCGGAUCUUUCAUCUCCUGUCGGUGGACAUUGCGCCUCCCAGCGCCGUACCAGGAGCUACAGUCUUACUUGGCAAUAUACUGAAAGACAAGACAAUUGCAAUGGUAUUGGACCACAGUCCUGUCCGUCUCCUCAAUCAGAAGAUAGAGAAAAAGGUAAGAGUCAGAAGUUACAUUGUGAGCCAUUUUUGGAUAAUGUUUACUUUCGAAUAGAGAUGCAAAACUCUAAUUUGUAACUAAAUAAAAUAGUUAGCAUAGCCACAUAACAUCUUUCAAGUACCAAAUUAUGGAAAAAAUGCGUAAGGUUUGCGCAAAUUAUCAGAGAAAUGAGAAUCUUAAAAUUAUCGUGAAAACGUUUAUGCCACACAAUCCCAGUCAUGGAAAUGCAACUUUUUACUUUUAAGCUUCUUGUCAAUUAUUAACAUUUUCAAAUAAAAGAGUACAAUACUACUCUUACACGUCAGUCCACCUAACCUCGGAUUGCCAAAGGUGCUGAAUUCUACCCUUCCCCUAUGUCCUUUUUGUUUAUAUAACAUACACACUACUUAUUCAGUUCAAUGAAGUGAAAAAGUUUUCCUAUUUGAUCUGACCUUUUGAUCUAUUAUAGUUCGUAAUAACUCAGCUCAAGGAUGAAAAACCGUAGUCGUAUGUGACAUUUACCUUCAACUUCAACCAUUAUUUACAGUUUCUUUACAAUUUCUGUAACCUUUUAAAUCCUAGGAGUAACUAAGACAGAAUUUAUCCUUGUAUCAAGAAGACCAUUGAUGAGAAUAACGAAAAAUAGCAAUUAGGAGAUUAUGGGUUGAGCCAAUUCCAAAUUAUUCAAGCUCAUAUCCUAAGGAUGAUAUGGCAGACAAUAAGGAGAAUUGCAAAGAGAUCUUGGGAGUGAAAGGGUCGAAAAAUUAAAACGAAGUUUAUGACGAUCGUUAAUUACCUUAAAUUGCUAUUUUGGGUACAUCAGCCAGAUGUCCGUAAGAAGGCCACAAGUACACAAGUAUCGCUUCACUUCUCCGUACGGUUUAGUACUGGAAGCAACAACAUCGAUUGUUCGCUUUAAAUAUUCAUCUAAGAGCAAGCUAGAUCAGCAAAAGGAAGUUUUCUAAUGAAAUAUAUCCUUCGUUAUAUAUAUCCUUCGUUAUUAAGGCAGUAUUCUUUCUCAGAAAGGCGACAAAGAUUUUCGCAAAACAAUCUCCUUUUCUUCACUUAGUUGUCACUUGUCCUGCUCUUGGAAAUCCGGUACACGGGAGCUGGGAUCGAGAUGAUUGUCGAGCUAACCCACAAGUAUGCAGGUCAGUUUGUCUCCUUCGAUGUGACGUUGUCAAUGGCUUUCAGCUGGAAGGCCCGUCCCAGCGCACAUGUCAGGGAAACGGUCAGUGGUCCACGCCCUGGAAUUCAUACUGUAAAGGUAUGGUGCUAUAAUAGCGAGCAUGAACGAGUUGGGUUAAAGGUCUGUGGAGACACCUACUGAAUCACGUUGGCAGUUGUUUUCAGUCCUUUCGCUAUCUAAUAAAUAAAUUCCUAAUUGCCGUGGGUCUGUUUAGCUAUAGAUAACAAGUGACGUGGAAAUGUGGUGAGAGCUAAAAAGUGGCUCAUGAGGCGCAGGUAGAUACGUCACUAAUGCUCUUACUGCAUUUUGACGUAUUCUGUGAUCUAUUGCAUGUAUCCGCCUUUCCUCUAAUAUAUUAUUAGUAAGAACCAAUCAAAAGGCGUGUACAUUUCAGCAUAUCACAUAAAUUGUUUUUGCUUCUGUUUUUUUUUUUUCACCUGCUACAGUUUCUAGGCGUAUGCUAAUGAGCUACUGGCGUAUGAGAUUAGUUAUUGGAUAGAUGACAGGAAUUUCGAUAAUUUUCUUGUAUUCUUUUUUUUUUUUUUUUUUUUUUUUUUCAAUUCGCAAUUGCAAGACGUUCGACCUCCCACCAUUAUUUGUCCAAGUUCGAUUUCUGUGUCUACUGAUCUUGGCAAAGCAACCGCCAAAGUUUGCCUACCCAAAGCCGCCGCCAGCGACAACAGCGGUCAGCAGCCGACGAUCACCACAAGCGUAGGUGCUGAAAGUAAAGACUUCAUAGCUCAAUCAACACCUCACCAAGUGGUGUAUACUGCAAGAGAUGCAGCAGGUUUGGAAUCGAAAUGCACACUUCAAAUAACAGUAUCAGGUCAGUGAUUUUCUUGGGGUAGUUAACCCUAAGUAAUUGUAUAAAGUUUAUCUUACCCGCUUGCAAAAUGUUGGGUUCUCAUUCAAGCGAACAAUAAAUAGUGUAUGAAGCUGAUCGAAGGUGUCACCGAAAUUAACGAAAUUAAGAAAAAAGAAAGCAAGUGUCUAACAACAGUUUAGAUGAAAAGUGUUCUGACAUGCACCAACUUAAUUUUUUGCCAGUACAACUAAGGAAUUAGCAAAGUUAUUAUAGCCGUCAAUCAUAACACAUGAGUUUACUUAAUGUAUAAAAUGAGAUAAUUUUCUUUUUAUCAAUCGCCAAUGAUUCUUUCUUGUUGUUCUACCUUUUCUGCGUUACUGAAACGUCAAUUCUGCGUCAAAUGUUUUGCUUUCAAAGAAACAAUUAUUGUGACUCAAAAAGCCAGAGAGGUUCUGAAAUGCGUUCUUGACGACCUCCUUUGUAUGUUUUUUCGCCUACAGAUACUGAACGACCUCGUGUUGAUUUUUGUCCGAGCGACAUCAAAAGGGAAAGCGAAAAUGCAGUGCGGGUCACGUGGGAGUAUCCUAGAUUCGAAGACAACCUUGACAAGCCCCCAGUUCAGCUUCUAAUUUCCAGCAAUAGAAAUCCGGGAGUUGAGUUCCCGUGGGGUAUAUAUCCAGUGGUUUACGAGGCCUCCGACAGGGCAGGAAAUAAGGCUAAAUGUGAAUUUACAGUGGAAGUUGGCCGUAAGUUUUAAUGUGAAAAAGUAUACUUGGCACAUUUUAGGUUAGCAAAUUUGACAAAAGAAAGUUUGAGGGGUUAAGCAAUGAGUAAUAGCUGAGUUAGUACCAUCCAUAUGGAUUAAUAAAACCUCCGUAUAUUUAUAAAAGUCAUCGCCAAUUUGACAGAAAUCAUGAUUUAAUGAAACUACAAAGUGAUUGUGAAUAAAUUAUUCCCAGCUCUAAAGAGGUAGCUUGCAUUCGUUUUAAACAAUUUAGCGAGAAAUUUCAGGGUAAUUAAGAAAAAUUAUGUGCAAGUGAACUAAAGAUCGUAUCUAGCGAUGAUUGUUGCUUUUUCUUUUUCAUGAAGUCAUUUAUUUUCUAAUGUACUUAUAUGUUUCUUGAUUGUUAAAUUCAUUCAUUAUUUUCUUCUAUAAUGCCUUAUGUGAACUUAUUCACCUGUCUUUUUUCCAUUCCAUUAGCGGUACCAUGCAAGUAUUAUGAUGCUCCGGCGUAUGGAAUACGAGCCUGCAACAAAAAGACAACGGAUUCUAACGGUGUGAAAUAUGAAAUGAUUUGCGUGAUUCAAUGUAAACAGGGAUACGGAUUUUCAGAUCCAACAACACCAAAUACCUACUGGUGUCGAUCGGAUGGAGUGUGGACCAAGCUUUUUUAUGGAAUACAGCAUAUCCCAGUACCCGAUGGUCAACGACCGUGGCCUGAUUGCUCGCGUAAGUUAUUUUGAUGAUUAAUCUAUCUUAGCGUUUAAGAGGAAAUUAGGUAGAGAUUAUAUAAAAUGAAGGAGCGGAAAGGAAAGUCGGCUGAUGGUACAGGCCUGGAUGGUCAGCCGCUUUGGCCUGAUUGGACGCGUAAGUUAGUGUGCUGAUUCAUCUACCAGGGCGUUUAACGCCUUUAGAGCUCAGGGCAGUGAGCAAACGGAACGAACAAAGGGCUGAUGAUCCAGGCCUUGAUUGGGAUUAGUUGGUUCCACAUACGAUAUUCAUACAAUCUUUUAAACGGAAGUCGGCUGCUUUCAAGAAGUCCACAAGAAGACUAAGCUCAUCCUUUGAAUGAAAAUAAUGAAAAUAGUAUUUUGGCCUUCAGAUUGGAGAAUACAUAUUCAGCUAUUUAGAAAAAAUGGAAGCGAUAUUUCUCAGGAAAGAAACUACGGUGUGAGCCCCCAGGUGAACAGAUUGCUGUUUUCCGGCGUCUCAAAAUGAAUUUGAAGUUACUCUAGAGAUGAUUUUAGCAUUUCCCUGCCAACGCUCUGAUUGUCCCUCUCUGUCCCCUCAUUUCCUCCAGCUAAACCAUAAGCACCUUAACAUCAUCUCGCCUUUUUCUCUUAGUCGCUGCUUGCAUGAACAGAGGAUAAAAAGACUGAAUACUUAAAUAAUGUAUUACAGGGCGUGGCAAAGCCGAAACUUGAAUUUUCAAUAGAUUGUUUUGGAUUGUGGAACUUGUGCUUGAAAGACUUAAGUUAUGCACUUCUCAGUCUUCAUGAACAUUUUAUAAGGGUAGUUGGUGAAAGACCUCGUUGGUUUGGUCAUGGUUAUAUUUCACUUAUUGUAACGAAGAGGUUUCGAGUCAUGUGCUAAGGACUCUAAAAGACUUCCUCUAACAGAGACAAUCCAUAAACAUUAUUCUAGAUAGGUUCCAUUGUGACAAUUACUUCCACGCUUCCUUUAAUGACGACCUUUUAUUGCAAUUAUUUUUCAACAGCUGAACAAAAUGUGAACGCUGCCAAGAAAAACUUCACUUUCUACACUGGUUCUUGCGAAGAUAACGAGCAGGAAGCAUUGGCACGAAUUCGCCUGAACUUCUUGAAUGCCGUGCAAAAUAGUCCCCUGGCUAACUACGCCUUGUGCGACGUCAGUCAAGGCCAGGACUGUGUGGUUGAAAACGUGAAAGUGUACUGCGGACAGAACUCCAGAAAGAGAAGCGCAGGUGGACAACGCGUCAUCACAUUUGAUUUUGUAAUCAAGGAUAUGAAGGCCUCGUCAGAUCCGAAGGAAGAAGCCCCUAAGUAUGUAGAAAUAUUUAUUCUGGUAACUUAUAUCAAUUAGGUCUUUUUAGAAAAUUUUCUGAAUGAAUGCUUCCUAAACAUAAGAAGCUACCACGUUAUGUUAGUCCUUCAUGCUGUCCAAACCACGUAUAAGGGUCAGUCUCCUAUCAAAUGAUAAAAUCUUUCCGUGAGCUACCGUUCCUGUCGAGCAAUUUUAAAUUUGUUAUUCUACCCAAGUAUUUACUCAUUUGUUCCUUCUCUUUAUGAUCACAUUCGAAUGAAAUGGAAUACAUGAAGGAAAAUUCAUUUUCACCACUCAUCUCAUCUUUCAUUCAUUACUGUGAAGAUCACUUUCAUAUUCACAUUACAGCCUUUUUUUAUUUUUUAUUUGAUUUAUUAAUAUAUCUAUUUGAUUCGUCUGGUACCUCUUCAUAGAAUCGCUAAGAUAAUGAAAGAUCUGGACAGUUUGGAAUCGUAUUUGAGGGGGGAUUUUGCAAACGAUGCACAGAUGCCCGGAAUGCAAAUAUCAGCAGCUGUCAGUUCAGCUGCUUGCCCAGCCGGUAAAGUGAUUAAGGUUGUACCUGGUGAUAGCUCAGAAUUGGAGAGGACUGUCUGCAGUAAGUAACAAACCAAAAAGCAUUUUCGUACUCAUGCUAUAAGCUACACGGGAAGUUUUGGGGUUUUGAAAUAUCCUUCUUUUAGCACUACGAGAAGCUAUGAGGAAGAUUUCAGAUAAUUGUAAAAGUAUUUCAUUUUUAGUUGGCAAGAGAUUCAUAAAACCUUAGAUUCAUUAAAAGCCUUAUAAGCUUUCUAUUGCCUAAAAAAAAUGAUCGUCCAGACAAUUCCUUCAGCUCUUAUCCAAAGCUCAACAUACCGCUAUAUUUUACGGCAAUGGAGGGGAUGAAUGAACCUUAAAUGACCUUGGUUGGGUACCCUAAAUUUCUUUUUGCUCUUUGCAGUCAUUACCUCUGUCAUUAAUGUUCUUAUGUGAUGGCAAACCUGUAGUCUUACGAUUCAGAUACGUUUAUUAACUAAUAUUUUAAAAAUGCAUCACAAACUCGAAGUACUUUGUAAGUUUAGGGAACUUUAUCAGUAAUAUUGACAAUGGUACUAGGACCGAGUGGAGUCCAUUUCGGUCUGUAAUCAUAAGAGUGAUUCACAGAAUUUAAUCACUAGAAUUAUUACAAACAGAAUUGGACGACACGAAAGUAAAAAAAAAAAAACCAUCAGUGAACUCGGCGAAAUGCGAGACAACAGCGCACGCACUUGACGCGUUCUAUCCACUUACACGAGCGUAACAUGUUAACUGUCCCUUUAACUGUUCUAUUACACUGUUCAGUACAAGCAUGACGCGUAAACUACCCCAUUAGUGCUCAAAUCGCGUUUGAUAAUUUUGUUAUAGUUUUGAUUAAGUGUUUUAUAACCUCAGUCGAGUGCAACGCCGGUACGUUCUAUAACAAGGACACCCACACUUGCCAGAACUGUGCGGAAGGAUCCUUUCAAAAUCGCACCGGACAAUUUUCGUGUGAGCCGUGCCCAGCAGGAAGAUGGAGCUUUGGAGGCCAUUCCAAGAGUUUCAUAGAAUGUUUUGGUACGUGAAUGAUUUUAUGAUCAGAUCAGGUUCAGUUUGAAUAUUACAAAUAUUCAAUAUUGUUUUGCAAUUUUAUUGUCCUCUUCGGAUAGUAAAAAGAGACAAAAAUGUAUGGUAAUUUCUACUAAGAAACGAAAAACCCCUCACUCUUUGAUUGACCCUUCCAACGAUAACAUGAGAGUAGGUAAUAGCUCGUGAUAGUUUUUCAACUGCCUCUAGCCAGAAGGGUCUGGAAAGGGUUGCCUCUCGUAAUUAAUUAGAACUUUGGGCAGUUUCUUAAGACUGAAUUAUUCCAGAGACACAAUAGGUAUGGGGAACAAUUCUAUUCUGCUAAUUGAAAUUCUCUGACUAUGAACAGAAGCCAACUAAGUAUUUCCAAAGAAUGCGCAGCAAAGAAUAUGUUUUAUAGAAAAAAGCAAUGUGUUCUUACGGUACCAGCGAUUAAAAUAGGCAUUGCAGAUUUUAAGGGUUAAACCUGCUGAAUUACUUAGUACUGGUCACCUUAGCCAAAGGGAAUGGUAAUAUCCUAAUUCAAUUUAAAAAGUAGAUUCAAAGAGAAGCAUUUUCACGACGGAGCCAUGUCGGCCCGGCGAGACAAUAUAUUUAUUUUGAAUUUGUGCACUUAGAAAUCUGUGAGCCAGGAGAGUAUGCAAAGAAAGAAAAAUCUGGAGUUAUCAACUGUCUGAUGUGCCCAAUUGGAACGUACCAGCCAAAAUUUCGCGCCACGAAAUGCGAACCUUGUCCAAGUGGAAAAACCACCGCACAGAAAGCUUCUACUUCCAUAAAUGAUUGUCAUUAACCCAGUGGUAACUAUCUGUCGUCACUACUUGAUAUUACCACCAUCACCAUCAUCACCAUCACCAUCAUCACCAUCACCAUCACCAUCAUAAUCAUCGUAAUCAUCAACGUCCCUAUCGUUGUACUUUAUUAGCAAUUUAAUUCUAUAUAAUUUUAUGUUUCGGGCUAUUAAAGCUAACUUUGUGCUAUAGAUUGAAAUCUAUCUUGAAUUGAAGAAAAAAUCAUUACUAAAUGCGAAACGAGUUAGGAUAACUCGAACUAAAAUCGUUCCCCUUCCCCCAGUCAACCCAAUUACUCCAAAUCAUUUUCAUUUCCCAUGGAGGCUCGAAAAAUCGGGAGUCCACUGUUCGCGUUCCACAUGUUUUCUAGAAUAUGGCCAUUAAAUCUCAUAAAAAUGGCAGAUUUUGGCUCUUCAGCGAACUUCUAUUAAAAGAAAGAUAAAGACAAUUUCAUUUCGAAAGAUUAUGGAAAUUUGGAAGGCCUAAACGUUCUUAACAUGACUUCGAGAGGAGCAAUGAGUCAGUUUCAAACCACUGAUAAAAAAUUGUUCUCUUUAUUUCAGGAAGUGAAGCUUUGCUGGUCCCAGGCGAAUGAAAAUUAGCAUACGAGUGUAACUUUAAGCAUCCAAGUGACAGAAAUAAUUUUCUAUGUUUAGACCGUGGAAAUUAUUCAGUGCUGUAGAAGUAGAAAAAUAGCUGUAUAUGGAAUGAAAGGCAAACGGUUCCAAUUAUUUGCCAAGAAAAUAAACAAUAAUGAAAC
Pocillopora meandrina is the source of this 10851-nucleotide messenger RNA. NCBI's taxonomy places the organism in Eukaryota, Metazoa, Cnidaria, Anthozoa, Scleractinia, Pocilloporidae. The record is from the annotation of a GenBank genome assembly.